AUGGCUUCGUUCCCCGAGACCGACUUCCAGAUCUGCCUGCUGUGCAAGGAGAUGUGCGGCUCGCCGGCGCCGCUCUCCUCCAGCUCGUCGGCGUCGUCGUCAUCCUCGCAGACGUCCACGUCGUCGGGGGGCGGCGGCGGGGGCCCCGGGGCCGCGGCGCGCCGCCUGCACGUCCUGCCCUGCCUGCACGCCUUCUGCCGCCCGUGCCUCGAGGCGCACCGGCUGCCGGCGGCGGGCGGCGGCGGCGGCGCGCCGGGAGAGCCGCUCAAGCUGCGCUGCCCCGUGUGCGACCAGAAGGUCGUUCUGGCCGAGGCGGCGGGCAUGGACGCGCUGCCUUCGUCCUCCUUCCUGCUCAGCAACCUGCUCGAAGCCGUGGUGGCCACGGCCGACGAGCCGCCGCCGCCGAAGAACGGGCGGGCCGGCGCCGCGGCGGGCGCGGGCGGCCACGGCAGCAACCACCGGCACCACGCGCACCACGCGCACCCCCGCGCGGCCGCCUCGGCGCCGCCGCCGCCGCUCCCGCCCGCACCGCCGCCGCCUGCGCCGCCCCGCUCGGCGCCUGGCGGCCCCGCAGGCUCCCCGUCGGCGCUGCUGCUGCGCCGACCCCACGGCUGCAGCUCCUGCGACGAGGGCAACGCGGCCUCGUCGCGUUGCCUCGACUGCCAGGAGCACCUGUGCGACAACUGCGUCCGCGCGCACCAGCGCGUGCGCCUCACCAAGGACCACUACAUCGAGCGCGGCCCGCCCGGCCCCGCCGCAGCCGCCGCCGUGGCGGCGGCGCAACAGCUCGGGCUCGGGCCGCCCUUCCCAGGCGCUCCCUUCUCCCUCCUCUCCGUCUUCCCGGAGCGCCUCGGCUUCUGCCAGCACCACGACGACGAGGUGCUGCACCUGUACUGCGACACGUGCUCCGUGCCCAUUUGCCGCGAGUGCACGGUGGGCCGGCACGGCGGCCACAGCUUCGUCUACCUCCAGGAGGCGCUGCAGGACUCGCGGGCCCUCACCAUCCAGCUGCUGGCCGACGCCCAGCAAGGCCGCCAGGCCAUCCAGCUGAGCAUCGAGCAGGCGCAGACGGUGGCAGAGCAGGUGGAGAUGAAGGCAAAGGUGGUACAGUCGGAGGUCAAAGCUGUGACUGCAAGACACAAGAAGGCGCUGGAGGAGCGGGAGUGUGAGCUGCUCUGGAAGGUAGAGAAGAUCCGCCAGGUGAAGGCCAAGUCACUGUACCUGCAGGUGGAGAAGCUGCGGCAGAACCUGAACAAGCUGGAGAGCACCAUCAGCGCCGUCCAGCAGGUCCUGGAGGAGGGCCGGGCGCUGGACAUCCUGCUGGCCCGGGACCGCAUGCUGGCCCAGGCACAGGAGCUCAAGGCCGUGCGCAGCCUCCUGCAGCCCCAGGAGGACGACCGGGUCAUGUUCACACCCCCCGACCAGGCCCUGUAUCUCGCCAUCAAGUCCUUCGGCUUCGUCAGCAGCGGGGCCUUUGCGCCGCUCACCAAGGCCACGGGCGAUGGCCUCAAGCGGGCCCUGCAGGGAAAGGUGGCCUCCUUCACCGUCAUCGGCUACGACCACGACGGGGAGCCACGGCUGUCGGGGGGUGACCUCAUGUCGGCCGUGGUCCUGGGCCCCGACGGCAACCUGUUUGGCGCGGAGGUGAGCGACCAGCAGAAUGGGACUUACGUGGUGAGCUACCGGCCGCAGCUGGAGGGGGAGCACCUGGUGUCCGUCACCCUGUGCAACCAGCACAUCGAGAACAGCCCCUUCAAGGUGCUGGUCAAGUCUGGCCGCAGCUACGUGGGCAUUGGGCUGCCCGGCCUGAGCUUCGGCAGCGAGGGCGACAGCGACGGCAAGCUCUGCCGCCCGUGGGGCGUGAGCGUGGACAAGGAGGGCUUCAUCGUGGUGGCCGACCGCAGCAACAACCGCAUCCAGGUGUUCAAGCCGUGCGGCACCUUCCACCACAAGUUCGGCACCCUGGGCUCCCGGCCGGGGCAGUUUGACCGGCCUGCCGGGGUGGCGUGCGAUGCCUCCCGCAGGAUCGUGGUGGCCGACAAGGACAAUCAUCGCAUCCAGAUCUUCACCUUCGAGGGCCAGUUCCUCCUCAAGUUCGGGGAGAAGGGCACCAAGAACGGGCAGUUCAACUACCCCUGGGACGUGGCGGUGAAUUCCGAGGGCAAGAUCUUGGUCUCAGACACGCGGAACCACCGCGUCCAGCUGUUCGGGCCCGACGGGGUCUUCCUGAAUAAGUACGGCUUCGAGGGGGCUCUCUGGAAACACUUUGACUCCCCGCGGGGCGUGGCUUUCAACCACGAGGGCCACUUGGUGGUCACCGACUUCAACAACCACCGGCUCCUGGUCAUCCACCCGGACUGCCAGUCGGCCCGCUUCCUGGGCUCCGAGGGCACGGGCAACGGGCAGUUCCUGCGGCCGCAGGGCGUGGCUGUGGACCAGGAGGGGCGCAUCAUCGUGGCCGACUCCAGGAACCACCGGGUGCAGAUGUUCGAGCCCAAUGGCAGCUUCCUGUGCAAGUUCGGCGCCCAGGGCAGUGGCUUCGGGCAGAUGGACCGGCCCUCCGGCAUAGCGGUCACGCCGGACGGGAUGAUCGUCGUGGUGGACUUCGGCAACAAUCGAAUCCUCAUCUUCUAA
Budorcas taxicolor (takin) is the source of this 2634-nucleotide messenger RNA. It is a transcript of the gene TRIM71, whose product is annotated as tripartite motif containing 71. Lineage: Eukaryota; Metazoa; Chordata; Mammalia; Artiodactyla; Bovidae. Bases 1 to 2634 code for a protein of 877 amino acids. Gene Ontology annotation, molecular function: zinc ion binding; protein binding; ubiquitin protein ligase activity. The record is from RefSeq and is a predicted model, not a curated record. The transcript is spliced from 4 exons. Gene Ontology annotation, biological process: protein polyubiquitination; proteasome-mediated ubiquitin-dependent protein catabolic process.